ACUGAUUUCUUGGCUUUGCUAGAAACAGGAGAGAAAGAAAGCCUUCUUACCGUCCUCUCCCUCCUCACAUAUUUCUCUGGUUUUUCUGUUCUUUGAAUUAUACUGACGAGUGACUUUAAUCCCAUCAUUCCUCAGAUUGUGAUUUUUUCUUCUCCCCGUACUUACAUUCGUAUCCUUGAAAAAGAAAUAAAGAAACCUUUUUUAGGAUUCCCCUUUUUCUGAAAAAGCAGGUAUCAUUUGAAGCUAAGGGCAAAUCCCCUGUGGCUAAAGCAGAUGGUGAAUCUGAAGUUGCUAACUGCAAACAAGUCUCUUCUUAAACCAGUAAGGUUGAGCUUCAGAAUACCAUAUUACACACAAUGGGGGCAUCACCUGUUAGUGUGUGGUUCGGAACCAUUCCUUGGUUCAUGGGAUGUGAAAAAGGGUCUGCUUUUAAGACCUUCUCAUCACGGGGACGAGCUCAUCUGGUCUGGAACCAUACCCGUUCCUCAGGGGUUCAAAUCUGAGUACAGUUAUUAUGUAGUGGAUGAUGAGAAAAAUGUGGUGAGAUGGGAGCUUGGAAAGAAGAGGAAACUGCUUCUGCCAUCUGAUCUACCCCUAGAUGGUCUCUUGGUAGAGCUUCGUGAUCUUUGGCAGACUGGUUCUGAUGAUAUUCCUUUCAAAAGUGCAUUUAAAAAUGUCAUCUCCCGCGGAAGUUGGAAUUUAGAUGUUGAAAUGCCCUUUGGGGUCAUUCAAAGCAAACUGGAUCAGCAAGAUUCGGCCAUCAUACAGUUCAGAAUAUGUUGCCCACAUAUAGAGGAAGGGACAUCUGUUUAUGUGAUUGGUAGCUCCUUAAAGCUGGGGGAAUGGAAGGUAACAAGUGGAGUUAAGCUGAAUUAUUCGGGUGACUCGUUUUGGCAAGCAGAUUGUUUGAUGGGAAAAGAUGACUUCCCUUUGAAGUACAAAUACUGUAAAUAUGGCGCGGGAGGAUCAAUUUCUUUGGAACAUGGUGCUAAUCGGGAGCUCUCCAUUGACUUCACAAUUAGUAGUCAACCAAAUUAUGUGAUCCUUUCAGAUGGAAUGAUGCGGGAAUUUCCUUGGCGGGGUGCGGGUGUUUCAAUCCCCAUGUUUUCUGUGAGAUCAGAGGCUGAUCUGGGAGUUGGAGAAUUUCUUGACCUCAAGUUGCUUGUUGAUUGGGCUGUUCAGUGUGGCUUUCAUUUGGUUCAGCUUUUGCCAAUUAAUGAUACAUCGGUGCAUAGGAUGUGGUGGGAUUCAUAUCCAUACAGUUCACUGUCAGUAUUUGCAUUGCACCCAAUUUACCUGAGGGUAGAUGCACUUUCAGAUAAUAUUUCAGAAGAUAUCAAGCAAGAGAUCAAACAAGCAAGAGUUCAGCUUGAUGCAAAGGCAGUUGAUUAUGAAGCUACACUGGCUACAAAACUUUCGAUUGCCAAGAAGAUUUUUAUGCUAGAGAAGGAAAAUAUAUUGAACUCAAGCUCCUUCCAAAAUUAUUUUACUGAAAAUCAGGAUUGGUUGAAGCCCUAUGCAGCGUUUUGUUUCCUCAGAGACUUUUUUGAAACAUCCGAUCACAGCCAGUGGGGCCGCUUUUCUCAGUUUUCAGAAGAGAAGCUCGAGAAACUUGUAUCAAAGGACAGCUUCAACUAUGAGAUAAUUUCCUUUUAUUACUAUCUCCAGUUCCAUUUGCAUAUGCAAUUACUAGAAGCUGCACAAUAUGCAAAAAGGAAAGGAGUGGUGCUGAAAGGGGACUUGCCCAUAGGUGUUUCCAGAGACAGUGUGGAUACUUGGGUCUAUCCAAAUUUGUUCCGCAUGAACACUUCUACUGGGGCACCGCCAGAUUAUUUUGAUAAAAACGGGCAGAAUUGGGGAUUCCCCACUUAUAAUUGGGAAGAAAUGUCCAAGGAUAACUAUGCUUGGUGGCGUUCUCGUUUAACCCAGAUGGGGAAGUACUUUACAGCUUAUAGGAUUGAUCAUAUAUUGGGUUUCUUUAGAAUAUGGGAGCUUCCUGAUCAUGCUGUGACUGGCCUCUGUGGGAAAUUUAGGCCAUCUAUGCCCAUUAGCCAGGAAGAGCUUGAGGCAGAAGGAUUAUGGGAUUUUGACCGCUUGUGUCAUCCAUAUAUUCGACUGGAGUCGCUAAAGGAAAAAUUUGAAUCUUCUUGGGCUAUUAUAGCUUCAAGUUUCCUAAAUGAGUAUAAAAAAGAUUUUUAUGAGUUUAAAGAGGAGUGCAAUACCGAGAAGACAAUCUUAUCCAAACUAAAGUUAUUGUUAGAGAAAUCCAUUCUUACAGAGAGUGAAGAAAAACUUCGUCGGGAUCUCUUUGAUCUCUUACAGGAAGUUGUCCUUAUCAAAGACCGAGAAGAUCCAAGAAAGUUUUAUCCUCGUUUCAAUCUUGAAGACACUUCGAGUUUUAAGGAUUUAGAUCAGCACAGUAAAAGUGUUGUGAAGAGACUGUAUUAUGAUUACUACUUCCACCGUCAAGAAAGUAUGUGGCGUCAAAAUGCUUUGAAGACUCUGCCUGUUCUUAUGAAUGCAUCUGAUAUGCUCACUUGUGGGGAAGAUCUUGGCAUGGUUCCGGCCUGUGUUGCUCCUGUCAUGCAAGAGCUGGGUUUAAUAGGAUUACGCAUUCAACGCAUGCCAAGUGAACCUGGAAGAGAAUUUGGCAUUCCUUCAGAAUACAACUAUAUGACGGUAUGUGCGCCAUCAUGUCAUGAUUGUUCCACACUGCGUGCUUGGUGGGAAGAAGAUGAAGGUAGGAGGCGUAGGUUUUUUCAAGUUGUGGUGGGGUCCGAUGCAUUGCCACCUGAUCAAUGUACUCCUGAGAUUGCCCACUUCAUCUUGCAGAAGCAUGUUGAGUCCCCAUCGAUGUGGUCCAUUUUCCCUCUCCAGGAUUUGCUCGCACUCAAGGAAGAUUACACAACUCGCCCUGCAUUUGAGGAGACUAUAAAUGAUCCAACAAAUCCAAGACACUAUUGGCGAUACCGUGUGCAUGUAACAAUGGAGUCCUUGAUCAAGGAUGAAUCUCUUAUAAGUAUCAUCAAAGAUCUCAUCAGUGGGAGCGGAAGAUCGUAUCCUAAAAAUGAGCUCGAUACAAAAGGGAUUGCACCACAGACAGGCAGUGAAGCAGAAAGAGUUCCCCUGGGAAAUGAUGUCUCCCAAAAAGCAGCAGUAGCAGUUAUGUGAAUUUCUAUGUUGGAAACCUUGCCAGUCCAGAAGGAUUCUUUACAAAAUAAAACAAAUAAUAAGAUAUUGCUUUCAAGAAAAGCAAAUGCUCUCAAACAACAAUUCUGUGAAAUUUCUUGGCCACCGUUCUAUGAUCAUGCAUUUCUUGUAACUAUUUUCAUUGUCAAGGGAGUAACAGAACAUUAGUAGCAGUAUAUGAAGCCUGCCAUUGAAUCAUCAUUAGUAUUUUCAGCGUAACAG
Molecule: messenger RNA, 3411 nt
Organism: Cuscuta europaea
Lineage: Eukaryota; Viridiplantae; Streptophyta; Magnoliopsida; Solanales; Convolvulaceae
Source: the annotation of a GenBank genome assembly